GUCUGAAAGUAGUGAGAAUAAUUUUCCCGGGAAACAAGCGAAACAGACGUUAGUGGUCGAAGUUAGUCAGCUCAGUUAUCUAGGAUUUGAGUGGAGUUGCCUUGCAUUUCGCCAACUUCUAUUUUUCUCUGUCUCUUUCUCUGUUGUUGGUUAAGAAUAACACAAGACUAGCAAAAUGACCUGGCGUUUUUGAGACCUCGUCAACACCAAGCUCUGAAUCGAAACCUUAAAAAAGAAAACAACUUACUAAUUUCUGUCUCUCUUCGACGUGUCUACCUCACUGUCUCUCCGUCAUUUUCUAAGCAUGGUCAAAUCCCAACUAUGUUUCAGGAUAUUUAUACCCAUUGUUGUCUAUCUGCUCCAAACCCCCCUUGAUUUUUUUUUUUUUUUUUUUUUUUUGGAUUGACCACCCACUGUGUUUAUCACCAGAGGUAAUAAUCUUCUAAACCCUCUAUCCCACUGUCGUUUUGUUCAAUUUGGUCCUCUAAAUUCUGCUCUUUUUUUUUUUUUUUUUGAAUUGAUUUGCUUUCAUCAGUUUGGUUUUGGUGUUUUUUUAUUUUAAAUUUGUGUAUUUAUAAAUUUGAGCUGCAUUUGGUUGGAAAUUAGCAUAAUUAGCAUAAUUUGGUCUGUUUUGUGAUCGUGGUUUCCAGAGUGGGAAUGUAAAUGCGGGCAUUUGGGCAGGGCUUUGGUUCCAGGUCUGUAUCUGUGAUAUGAGUGCUUGAUUCUUCUGCCCUUUGGCUACUUUUGCAUAGAUUUUCAGAGAAGGAAACCGUUUUCUCACUUGUGAAACCAUGUCUGUAUCUCUCUCUCCAAGACCAGUAUCUGAUGUUGAAAUCUCUGAGGAAGAGGGAAAGACUAGAGUUGCGUCGUUGAGGAAGAAAGCAAUGAAUGCCUCUGCUAGGUUCAGAAAAUCUUUGUCCAAAAGGGGUAGAAGAAGCAGUAAAGUCUUGUCUGUCGAAAUUGAGGAUGUGCACGACUCUGUGGAGUUACAAGCUGUGGACUCAUUGCGCCAGGCACUUAUAUUGGAGGAGCUUCUUCCUUCCAAGCACGAUGAUUAUCAUAUGAUGCUCAGAUUCUUGAAGGCCAGAAAAUUUGAUAUCGAGAAAACCAAGCAAAUGUGGUCUGACAUGCUCGAGUGGAGGAAGGAAUUCGGUGCUGACACAAUUAUGGAGGAUUUUGAAUUCAAGGAACACAGUGAAGUCUUGCAACACUAUCCCCAAGGACAUCAUGGAGUAGACAAGGAUGGACAACCUGUGUAUAUUGAGAGAAUAGGGCAAGUAGAUGUGACCAAGCUGAUGCAAGCCACAACCAUGGACCGCUAUGUGAAAUACCAUGUCCGGGAGUUUGAAAGGACAUUUGCUGUUAAGUUCCCAGCUUGCUCAAUCGCAGCAAAGAAGCACAUUGACCAAAGCACAACAAUCCUCGAUGUGCAAGGAGUGGGACUUAAAAAUUUCAAUAAAGCUGCCAGGGAUCUUAUUGCUCGCCUUCAGAAGAUUGACGGUGACAAUUACCCUGAGACCUUGAAUCGCAUGUUUAUCAUCAAUGCUGGUCCUGGUUUUAGAAUGCUGUGGAACACCGUGAAGUCCUUCAUUGAUCCCAAGACAACAGCAAAGAUAAAUGUCCUUGGCAAUAAGUAUCAGAGCAAGCUACUUGAAAUAAUUGAUGCUAGUGAGCUGCCUGAGUUCUUAGGUGGUACAUGUACUUGUGCUGAUCAAGGAGGUUGUAUGCGUUCUGAUAAGGGCCCCUGGAAAAAGCCAGAGAUAAUGCAGAUGGUCCAAAAUGGUGAUCAUAAAUGUUCAACAAAAUCUGGAAUUCAAGAACGUGACACAGCUCCAACUCUAGCUGAUAAGCGACCUUUCUCUCCUAGAUUUACAAUGGAGCAUAUUGAGUAUCCAGGACUUUCUCGCUUUCAGGAAGAAGCAUCCAUAGCGAAAAAUAUCCAAGAGUCUUACAAAUGCAAGGACCAUGUCUCAAUGGUCGGUAAAACUGUGGAUUCAAGUUGGCAAAUGGCAGGGAGCAGCAACUUUGCCCUAUCAAAGGGUUCAUCAUCUAACAACAUAGGAGAUUGUUUUUCCAGGGAUGAUGCUUGCAAAGUUCCUGAUGGGUUCGGCUCUCAGAUUUUGGCUGCUGUUAUGGCGUUUGUUAUGGGAAUAGUCACCAUGGUCAGACUGACGCGUAACAUGCCAAAGAAGCUCACUGAUUCCACCUUCUACUCCAGCACUGUUUGUGAUGGUGACACAAUGAUCAAACCCCAGGGGCCUUCAUACGCUGCCAUCUCUGGUACAGAUCUCAUGUCUGUCAUGAAGCGCAUGGCUGAACUGGAAGAGAGAAUGAGCAUGCUGAGUGUGAAACCAGCUACCGUGCCGGCUGAGAAGGACAGAAUGCUGAAAACUGCUUUAGGCCGGGUUGAUGCCUUGGAGCAAGAGCUCAUGGCAACAAAGCAGGCUCUGGAGGAGUCGCUUACCCGGCAAGACGAGCUCUUGGGAAGUCUUGACAAAAAAAAGAAGAAGAAGAAGAAUAAGAUCAAUAAGAAAAUGUUCAUCUGGUGAAAGGUGAAAUGUCAAACACAGAAGAAAGAUGCAUAUGCUUGGUUGAAUACUUUGAAUAUUGUUGGCUCUCCAAAGCCACCCAAAUGCACUCCUACUCUACUUAUUGUUCCAUAAACGUUUACCACAAUGUGAAUGAACAGAAGUUUUGGCCAGAUACAGAGUUUGCCAGACUAUCACCAUUUUGCAGAUUAUUUCUUUCCUUUAUUUUGGGUCAAUGAUUAUGCAGAUAUAUUUUUCAAAUUAAAUUUCUAAAGUCUAAUAAUUAGUAAAGUAUUUAGUGUUUGGUA
Messenger RNA from Prunus persica (peach), 2836 nucleotides. RefSeq names its product phosphatidylinositol/phosphatidylcholine transfer protein SFH12. Lineage: Eukaryota; Viridiplantae; Streptophyta; Magnoliopsida; Rosales; Rosaceae. The transcript is spliced from 14 exons. The record is from RefSeq and is a predicted model, not a curated record. Bases 792 to 2549 code for a protein of 585 amino acids.